Sclerotinia borealis F-4128 is the source of this 2280-nucleotide messenger RNA. Lineage: Eukaryota; Fungi; Ascomycota; Leotiomycetes; Helotiales; Sclerotiniaceae. The record is from the annotation of a GenBank genome assembly.
AUGGCGACAACGCAAGAGUCAGCGAAACCAAGAUCGCAGAAGAGGGAUUUCGAGGAGUCUUUUGGACCGAUUGAACCUGUUCAUGUAGGGGAGCUUGAGAGAGCAGGUCUCGAAAAUCGGAAUUCGCAAGUCGAGUCGGAUUCUCCGGUUCUUUCUAAGGAACGGAAUUUUGUGAAUGGAACUGGACGAGAGAUUGAACGUACGGCGGAUAUUUUGUUGACUCCGCCUGUUGGUGUGGAAUCUGCGAAAUGUGAGGGCGAAGGUGAAGGUGGACGAGAAGGGGAACGGGAACGAGAUGUUUCGCCGGCGGGCAGUACGGCUAGUUCUUUGAGUGAUUUGGGAUCGAGGAGUACGCCUAGUUUGAGAGGGGGCUCGCCGAUGGUCGGUACGGCGUUCGCGGCGUUGAAUGGGAAUGGAGAUGCGAGUAGGAUGCCUCCGGCUAAGAAACCAAAAUUGACGUUUGCGGAGAAGGAGGCGAGGAAGAUUGAGAGAGAGUUUAGGGAUGAGGAAAGAAAGAGGGAAAGGGAGAAAAGAGAGAAUGAGAAGCAAGCGCAGUUAGAGGAGAAGAGGAAGAAGGAUAUGGAGAGGGAUGAGGAGAAGAGGAAGAAAGAUGCGGAGAAGGAAGAAGAGAAGAAAAAGAAAGAUACGGAGAAAGAGGCUGAGAGGAAGAGAAAAGAGGAUGAAAAGGCGGCUAAGGAAGAAAAGAAGAGAUUGAAGGAUGAAGAGAAACGCAAAAAGGAUGAGGAGAAACAACGGAUUGAGGACGAGAAGAAAAAGAAGGCAGCAAGUCAAAAGACUUUAUCUUCUUUCUUUGGAACCCCAGCUUCGGCAAAGACCUCGAAAGACGACGUAUCGACGAGUCCUGCUUCAGUCGGCUUGACCAUGGCUGCACCUCCUACGACAUCGCCACAAUCGACUCCAAGUAAGAAAGAAAUCUCACCAUAUGAGAAACUGUUUCCGGCUUUCUUCGUUCAGAAUAGUGUUAGGUUAGCACCCAUCAACCACUUCGAGAGAGAUGAUGAAGGAUCACAAGCUUUACAAUCUACAAUCGAUGCAUACAUUUUAGGCAACAGAAGUCCAGGACGAAGACGAGAUUUUGAUGCUAUGCAACUCUUUCACCUCUCAUCCAGCAAUCCACUAAAGCGGGGAAACCCAAUUGUAGCUCUACGAGAAAUCAUUGCAGAACUAUCUGGCAAUCCUUCAAAACUCAUCGACCUCACAACCGACUCUCAAAAUUCUCAAAUAAAACGCACAAAAGCUCGAUUGAGUGACGUCCCUAUGAAAUUUUUGAAGUUCCAAGAAGACGUUAGACCUCCAUAUCAAGGUACCUAUACGCAUACACCUAUAUACGGAAUGUCGAAAUUGGCACGAAAUCCUAUGAGACGCGAUCUUCCAAACACAAAUUACGACUACGAUAGUGAGGCGGAAUGGAUUGAGGAUGAAGAUGCGGAAGAUUUGAAUAGUGAAGGAGAGGAAGAUGAGGAGGGUGUUGAUGAUGCGGAGGAUAUGGAUGGAUUUCUUGAUGAUGAGAAUGAUGAGUUGUUAAACUCGAGACGUGCACUGGGAGGAAUGCAAGGAGAUUUAGAACCACUUAACACGGGCUUGUGUUGGGAGGAUAGGAAGAAGAGGAAUACGAAUGUUAAGAUGAUGCCAUAUAGAAUGGAGUUCAUCAUUGAUCCGAAAAUGAAAUCUAUCGAUCCCUUCUCAACACAAUACUGGGAACCAAUCGCACCAUCCAUCCCAACCGGAACAAUGGAUCCACCCCGUCUCCCACUCAACUCUACAAAAUCAAUCAACACACUUCAAACUUCCCCCUCUCCCUUACGCUCUACAUCCCACAACAAAGUCUCGAAUCAUAAAACCGCCCCGCUUUCCUUUUUCGGUUCUUCUCCCUCGACAGCAACAUCAACAUCAACAACAUCUCUUCCCCUACAACAACUACAACAACAACAACAACAACAACAACACACUAGCACAGAUACCAAACCCAAGAAAUAUCUACCAGACUCAGAUCUCCCAGCGUUCAAAGAAGCAAUUCAAGGAAGUGAUCUGAGUAAAGUGGGAUUAGUAGAGGUCCUGAAGAAGAAAUUUCCGGGGAGGACCGGAGGCGCGAUUAAAGCGACAUUGGAUUUGGUGGCGAGGAGGGUGGGGGGGAAGGAGGCGGAGAAGAGGUGGGUUUUGUUGGAGUUAGAGUUGGAGAGGGAGAGGGAGUUGGAGAGGGAGAGGGAGUUGGAGAGGGAGAGGGAGUUGGAGAGGGAGAGGGAAGUAGAUAGUGAGUGA